AUGAACGAGUCGGAGUGCGCCAACCUGCUCGCAUCCGUACAGUGGACGGAUCCGACUAAUCUGGUCUCGCUGGCGGUGCUGGCGUUCAUCAACGUGCUCGUCAUCGUCGGCAACUGUCUGGUGAUCGCGGCCGUGCUCUGCUCGCACAAGCUGCGGAGUGUUACCAAUUUUUUCAUCGUUAGUCUAGCUGUUGCUGAUUUAUUAGUUGGAUUAGCUGUAUUGCCAUUUUCGGCCACCUGGGAGGUGUUUAAGGUUUGGAUAUUCGGUGACGUAUGGUGUCGCAUCUGGCUAGCGGUGGACGUCUGGAUGUGCACCGCCUCCAUACUGAACCUGUGCGCCAUAUCGCUGGACCGGUACGUCGCCGUCACGCGACCGGUCACCUAUCCGAGCAUUAUGUCGACCAGGCGCGCCAAGUCGCUCAUCGCCGGGCUGUGGGUGUUGUCAUUCGUGAUCUGCUUUCCGCCGCUGGUCGGGUGGAAGGAACAGAAAGUGAAAGAGAACGUUUAUUAUCAAUACGGAAACUACACACUGGUGUCCGUGACACCGUCCCCAUCGCCGCCGCUUCCCUGCCCCUGGACGUGCGAGCUGACGAACGACGCCGGGUACGUCGUCUACUCGGCCCUCGGCUCCUUCUACAUUCCGAUGUUCGUGAUGCUGUUCUUCUACUGGCGCAUCUACCGGGCGGCGGUCCGGACAACGCGCGCCAUCAACCAGGGCUUUCGCACCACCAAAGGCAUGGGCAAUCGGUUCGACGACAAUCGGCUCACGCUGCGCAUACACCGAGGGCGGGGAUCGACGAGCGCUCCUCUGCACGAGUCGCCACACAGCAACGGUAGCACGCACAGCACCACUACCAGCAUCGGCAGUGCGUCGCCCGAGCGCCUGUCGCGCUACUCGACCCGCGGCGGCAAGCUGGCGGCGGCGGCUGCGGCGGCUGCAGCGGCGGCGGCUGCCCACGGCCACAGUGCGCCGCAGCACGAGAAGAUCAAGAUCUCCGUCUCAUACCCGUCGAGCGAGAACGUCGCCCAGGCUUCCGGGGCGGGCAACACCGUCGGCACGAAGCUGCUGUACGCCGUACACUAUUCCUCCGCGAACGGACGGGACACCAACGCGUCGCAGAUCUUUCGCCGCCCCUCCAAGGAUCAGCCGCCGGCGCACGGUGGCGGCUCGCCCCGCUACCUCACGGUGACGGAGCAACAGCAGCAACAGCAGCAGCAGCAACAGCAACACCACCAACACCGGGAGCGGGGCAGCCUGCUCUCGCCCCGCUCGAGCAAGCGCAUGGGCAAGCGGAACAUCAAGGCGCAGGUGAAGCGCUUCCGCAUGGAGACGAAGGCGGCCAAGACGCUGGCAAUUAUCGUCGGGCUGUUCGUGCUGUGCUGGCUGCCGUUCUUCACCAUGUACCUGGUGCGGCCGUUCUGCGACGACUGCAUCAACGAGCUGCUGUUCUCGAUCGUCUUCUGGAUCGGCUACUGCAACUCGGCCAUCAAUCCGAUGAUCUACGCGCUCUUCUCCAAGGACUUCCGAUUCGCGUUCAAGCGCAUCAUCUGCCGGUGCUUCUGCUCGGGCGCGCGCUUCCCGGCCGCCGUCGGCAGCCGCCGCGGCUCGGACAUGUCGCAGAUGCGCGGCCAUGGCGGCCGCACGCCCAGCAUCUCGCCGAGCGCCGCCGCCCAGUCGCUCUGCGACGACAGCGACCCCGUCGGCGGUGACCUCUCCGACUCCAGAUGA
Molecule: messenger RNA, 1728 nt
Organism: Anopheles coustani
Lineage: Eukaryota; Metazoa; Arthropoda; Insecta; Diptera; Culicidae
Gene: Oamb
Product: octopamine receptor Oamb
Exons: 5
Coding region: 1-1728 (575 amino acids)
Biological process (GO): adenylate cyclase-activating adrenergic receptor signaling pathway
Cellular component (GO): membrane
Molecular function (GO): G protein-coupled amine receptor activity
Source: RefSeq, a predicted model, not a curated record